This is a messenger RNA of Punctularia strigosozonata HHB-11173 SS5, 2823 nucleotides long. RefSeq lists its product as uncharacterized. The coding region runs from base 1 to 2823 and encodes 940 amino acids. Gene Ontology annotation, biological process: mismatch repair; chiasma assembly. Gene Ontology annotation, molecular function: ATP binding; mismatched DNA binding; ATP-dependent DNA damage sensor activity. The transcript is spliced from 25 exons. The record is from RefSeq and is a predicted model, not a curated record. Gene Ontology annotation, cellular component: nucleus. NCBI's taxonomy places the organism in Eukaryota, Fungi, Basidiomycota, Agaricomycetes, Corticiales, Punctulariaceae.
AUGGUCAGAUCACAGAAAGGCAAAAAGCGUCAACAAUCCUCUCCGGAAGACGACGACGAGGCUCCAUUGAGAACUGCUGCUGAUCAACCUAAGAAAAAAGUACGAUGGAGCAGCGACCAUGACGACGAUAAUGAGGAGGCAGCAGAAAUUCUAGCAGAUGAGAUCUCGGAGGAAACAGGCUCCGACAAAAUUUGCCUUGCGGCGACGUGUCAUCGCGGGCGACUAGGCUGUGCAUACUAUGAACCUGUUCAAGCAACAGUAUACGUCUUAGAAGACACGAACGACAGCGUACACUUUGAUUUGACGAAAAUGCUAUUCGAACAAGCAAAUCCGGACAUUGUUCUCACCGGCUCUAGGGCCGAUGACGAAUUCAUAGAUCUGCUUCGUGACCUCGUCGACGCUUCCUCUGGCCGAUUUACCAUUCGACCAUGGAAGGACUUCGCUGCGCCCAAGGGCCGGGAGAGGCUUCUCUGCCUGCCAAUGUUACUGAACCUUUCAGAAGAUCCACAAGGAGGAGAUGUAGUCUCCACUGUAUCCGGGUCGAGCGAACCGCGAAACGCAUACGAUUUUAUGCAACGAAGGCGAGAGGUUCAUGGCGAUCCAGUGAUGCAGCGAUGGAACGCAGGAAUACGGCUGGCUAACUUUACUGAUCCAUCGGACUCACCUCUUUGCAUGGGCUCCAUUGCGGCGCUGCUUGAUCACCUGGCACGAGAACGCGCGAUAGGGGAUUUGGAGCCGGAAGGUCUGGGCGCAUUGGACGUUCGCGCAAUUAAAAGCGUUUCUCUGGAACAAGUUAUGCAGAUCAACUCUGACGCUUUAUCCUCCCUGCAAAUUUUCGAGAACGAAAGUCAUGCCUCCAUACACUCCGACAAGACCAAAGAAGGUCUAUCCUUAUUCGGGAUUUUGAACAACACUCGGAUGUCACUCGGACGUGCCCUGCUACGACAAUGGCUUCUGAGGCCGUCGCUCUCAUUUGAGGUUAUCCAAGCCAGACACGAUGCUGUGGAGUGCUUUUCACGUCCGGAAAACUUGACAACUGCGGGAAGUAUGCACGCCCAUCUUAAGGGGAUCAAAAAUUUACCUAGAUUCAUGGCGAAUCUGCGAGCUGGCCGCGCUGGAGUGAUAGAGUGGCAGGGUCUCGUCAAAUUCGCAUUCCAUGCGGUUAUGCUUCACGAUGUUAUUCAGGAGUUAAACCAGGCACGCCAGGUCCUGAUCAUUCAGAAGCUGCACGAAGUGCUGGACGUGGCGGCAUUUCGAGUGAUCGGAGAGACUAUCAACAACACUAUCGACUGGGAAGAAUCCGAUGAAGCGAAGCGUGUCUGUAUCAGACCGCAAGUCGAUGAAGAACUCGACAAUCUGAAGCACAUAUACCACGGCAUUGACUCCGUCCUUUCAAACGUCGCAGAACAGAUAUGCGCAUCAAUUCCGCCUGACUACGUGCCAUCGCUUAAUGUUGUGUACUUCCCGCAACUCGGUUUCCUGAUCUGCUUGCCAAUGUUGGAAGAGUGGAAAUCAGGGCAGGAUAUACAAGUUCUUGAUGGGUGGAGCUUCCAGUUCUCUUCAGAGUCGCAUGUCUACUUCAAGUCCCCUGAAAUGCGAGAUAUGGACACGCACAUCGGUGAUCUUCAACCGUCAAUCGUUGAUCGCGAAAUCGAGAUUGCGCAGAGCUUGCUGGAACAGCUUCUAGCUUACGACAACGCAAUAUGUGACGCCUGUCACGUCUGCGCGGAACUUGACUGUUUACUAUCCUUUGCCGAAGUGUCUCGAGCGCUCGACUAUCGGAGACCAACCAUGGUAGAGAGGAACGUAAUCCAUAUCAAACAAGGACGGCAAGUACUUCCUACAAUUUGCCAUACCCUCGCAGCCCACCCUUCGGACAGGCAUCCAUUACAAGAACAAGUCGUGGAUACAUUUGUGCCAAACGACGUGACGAUCACAGGUGGCGCGGGGCUUGGUGUACUCCAAGGACUACCGGUAGAAGACGACGAUGUGCCGCUAGGAAACAGUGUCGUUAUCUGCACGGGCGCAAAUGCCUGCGGAAAGAGUGUUUACCUCAAGCAGACUGCAGUCAUACAGUUCAUGGCUCAGAUGAUGUGUAGCUUUGUACCGGCGGAGUCAGCAACAUUGGGCAUCGUCGAUAAAAUUUUCACCCGCAUCCAGACUACAGAAUCAGUCUCCAAAGUUCAAUCCGCUUUUAUGAUUGACCUCAAUCAAGUAUCCCUUGCUCUGCGGAAUGCCACUGCCAGAUCGCUGAUACUUCUGGACGAAUUCGGCAAAGGCACCAUUUCCACAGAUGGAGCUGGAUUGUUCUGCGGCGUCAUCAAACAUCUGCUAUCUCGAGGCGCCGCUUGUCCCAAGGUCAUGGCGACAACGCACUUCCCCGAGAUUUUUGAUCGAGAACUGCUCGACGUUGGUGCACUGCCUAUCACGCUUUCCCACAUGGAGGUACUGGUCACGUCCAGUGAUGGAAAUAUAGCAAAUGAACCUGGGCAAUUCGCGAUCAAACCUGGUGAAAAAAUAACAUACCUGUACAGGGUUGCCAACGGACUAUCGGUCGAGUCGCAUGCCACAAUGUGUGCCGAGCUCUUCGGCAUACCGCGACGGAUUGUUGAGAGAGCCCAAUACGUCAGUCAUCUGCUAUCUAUUCAUGAGGUUGGUGAGCUUCUCGACGAGGAUAUGAACGAAGACGAAAGAGUGGAGCUGGAGGUUGCCGAGGCCAUUUGUCGUCGUUUCUUAACGUGGGACUUGAGCCCAGACAGAGAUGAUAGCGAACCUGUCAAGACGACUUUGGCGACAGUCCUGGGACGCACAGCGGAGGGAUGA